Molecule: messenger RNA, 1514 nt
Organism: Orbicella faveolata
Lineage: Eukaryota; Metazoa; Cnidaria; Anthozoa; Scleractinia; Merulinidae
Product: mortality factor 4-like protein 1
Biological process (GO): regulation of DNA-templated transcription; chromatin organization
Cellular component (GO): nucleus; NuA4 histone acetyltransferase complex
Source: RefSeq, a predicted model, not a curated record
CGUUUUUCGCCUUCGACAAAUCGGCAUAUUCAGUUCGCUCUCGAACUGUGUUGGGAUUUGAGUUGUGUGUCAGCAAAUUCGCUCUAAAAAUGCCUCCCAAGUUGAAAUUUGGUGAAGGUGAACGUAUUCUGUGUUACCACGGUCCUCUGAUCUACGAAGCAAAGUGUAUGAAAGGACAGAUGAAGGACAAAGUCACAAGAUAUCUCAUUCAUUACAACGGCUGGAACAAAAACUGGGACGAAUGGGUUCCGGAAAACAGGGUGCUUAAAUUCAACGAGGCUAAUCUACAGAAACAGAGAGAGCUUAGAGAACAAAACUUGAAAAGCAAGAAAUCAAGAAAGCGUACUGAUAAAGCAGUAGGGGAAAAUGACAAACCGUUAAAACGGGAACCAGUGGUGGAGACUCCUGGUCCGGUUAGGAAAAAGAGAUCCAGAAUAGCUAAUCCUAUAGAAAGUGAUGAGAACUUCACAUCACGUGUUGAUGUCAAAAUAACUAUUCCAGAUGAUCUCAAACAUUGGCUCAUAGAUGAUUGGGAUCUUGUCACACGCCAAAAACAACUUGUUCCUGUUCCGAGGAAAAAGAAUGUAAAAGAGAUUCUGGACGAGUAUAUAAAAUCACGAACUGCUAAUCCUGAUGAUGGGUUGAAACCUGGAGUUGUCCAAGAAGUAGCAAAUGGUAUUCAAGAAUAUUUUAAUGUUAUGUUAGGAACACAGUUACUUUACAAGUUUGAAAGGACUCAGUACGGCGACGUGCUAUCUGAACACACAAACCUUCCUAUGUCUCAUUUAUAUGGAGCAGAACAUUUGCUGAGACUUUUUGUAAAACUAGGCAAUGCUCUGUCAUUCUCAAGUUUGGACGAGAAGAGUGUGCAAUUUGUGGUGACGCACAUUCAAGACUUUUUAGAUUAUCUGUCUAAGAAUGCAGAUAGCUUGUUUACAACUGACUACGAGACUGCAACACCAGAGUAUCAUCGCAGAGCAGCCACAUGAUGUUUUUAAAAAUAGUGUCUCUUCUUUUUCCUAGUUUGAAUAUUAAAGUGUGCAACUUUUUUGCAUUUGUGAAGUUUGCAACAGUAAGAUGGUGAUUUUUUGUGGAUGGGUGAUUGUACAUGGUGUGAAAAUGUGAAUGUUUUAUUUGAUUUUUUUUCAAGUUUAAGGCUUUCAAUAACUAUGUCAAUAAUCCCAAGUACUUGGUUAAUAUUCCAGUUAUUUGCAAGCGAGAAAUUAUUCUGAAAGCAGUUUGUGUUAUUGUGCGUAAAUUUGUGAAACAUCAGUUCAUUGCAUAUAUUGUACAUUUACAAUGCUGUUGACAUGUUAAAUUUAGUAACAAGACACACCUUGGUUCUUUGUGGUUCCUGUCUUGUCUUGGGUUUUUUUCAGUUGUGGGUGUGAUUAUUUAAAAUUAUUGUGCUAUAGGUUAGUUCACCCAUGUAAAGAUAAUGCAGUUUUUGUGAGAAAUUGCCUUGAGUGUCUUCUGUAGACCUGCUGGAAAAUAAAAAGCUGUCUUGUUUUCCA